Hemibagrus wyckioides is the source of this 3923-nucleotide messenger RNA. Its product is annotated as integrin alpha-D-like. Lineage: Eukaryota; Metazoa; Chordata; Actinopteri; Siluriformes; Bagridae. Bases 1010 to 2368 code for a protein of 452 amino acids. The transcript is spliced from 16 exons. The record is from RefSeq and is a predicted model, not a curated record.
AUUUAUUGUGAAAAAUAUAGAAAGGAUGAAGAGGAAACCAGCCAAAUACUUUUUUACAGCACUGUUGAGUGUGAACUGAGCAGUUACUCAUCAACCUCAGAAAGAUGUUUUUAGCUAUGCUGUUUGUAACAGGCAUACACAUAGCAGUGGGAUUCAACAUAUUCACAAAUCCCGUGAACAGAUUUACAAAUGAUGACCCGCUGUUCGGUCAAACAGUUAUUCCGUCCAGGGACGGACGUGUUCAGGUGCACGGACAAAAGAUGUGCUGAAAUAUAUGUUAAUGGAGUAACAAAAGACAUGAGACCAAUUUUGUCUGCAACAUCCAGCUGGAGUGAAGACAAGGAGCAGCUUCUGGUUUGUAACCAAGUUCGGACAAUUAACUUAGCAACUGAGAAUUUCAGCGGAAAGUGUACACACAUAUCUGAUCAUCAGGAAAAGAGGCAAAUCUAUCCCAAUAAGUUGCGUAUGUGUUUGCACUAAAACAUACACAAGAAAUUCUCACAUCAGAAAACAUUUCAAUGAUCCUCGCUUAAUACCAGUACACCAUAUUAGUUUUACAGCUACUGGAACAAAAUGCCAUGAACAACAACAACAACAACAACAAUGAAGACCAAGCAAGUCAAACAAGUCUUCAAGGAUCUGAAGACACUUUUUCACAAUUUGACAUAUCAGAUGAUUAAAAUGUGGUGUCUGAUAGACAUAACUUCCUAAAUAAAUUUUAAAUUCUCAUAUAGAUAAUACUGUGAAAUCUUUCUGCUGCUUGUGUUUAUGUGAAGAUGCAGGAACAGAGAUCGCUUUUGUGCUGGACGGCUCUAGUAGCAUUGAGCCGGAGGAUUUUGAAAGGGCCAAAGACUUUAUUUAUAAUGUGAUGACAUUGUAUGGAGAACAUGUUUGAAUUGCAAGUUUGCAGUAGUACAGUUUGGGAGAGACAUAAGGACAGAACUCUAUCUGAACGAGAAUGAUGACCGUCUCAGAGCCUUGGAUCAGGUGAAGAACAUAAAACAGGCCCAUGCAAUCACCAAGACCGCUUCAGCCCUCUACCAUGUUCUCACAGAUGUUUUUGUUCCUCAAAGUGGAUCAAAAGAAAAUGGCAAAAAAAAAAUUAUUCUACUGUCUGAUGGACAGGAGAUACAAGAAACCUCACAGAUGUUUUGAACAUGCCACAGAUGGAAGGGAUUGUUCGCUAUGCUAUCGGAAUGCAGGAACAGAGAUCACUUUUGUGCUGGACGGCUCUGCUAGCAUUGACCCGGAGGAUUUUGAAAGGGCCAAAGACUUUAUUGGAAAUGUGACGAAAAAAGUAUGGACAACAUGUUUGAAUUGCAAGUUUGCAGUAGUGCAGUUUGGGAGAGACAUAAGGACAGAACUCUAUCUGAAAGAAAGUGAUGACCAUCUCAGAGCCUUGGAUAAGGUGAAGAACAUAAAACAGGUCCAUGCAAUCACCAAGACCGCUUCAGCCCUCUACCAUGUUCUCACAGACGUCUUUGUUCCUCAAAGUGGAUCAAAAGAAAACGCCAAAAAAAAAAUUAUUCUACUGUCUGAUGGACAAAUGUCAGGAGAUACAAGAAACCUCACAGAUGUUUUGAACAUGCCACAGAUGAAGGGGAUUGACCGCUAUGCUAUAGGAGUUGGACCAGAAGUUCUGAACAAACCAUGGGCAAUACACGAGAUGAUUGAAAUAGCUGGCAGUCAAGACCGAUUUUUCAACAUUUCUAAUUACGCUGACUUGCAAAACAGUGGCUCUUCAUUGGAAAAAAAUCUAUUUAGCAUUAAAGGAACAGAGAUCGCUUUUGUGCUGGAUGGCUCUGGUAGCAUUGAACCAGAGGAUUUUGAAAGGGCCAAAGAGUUUAUUGGUAAUGUGAUGAAUAACGUUUGGACAAUAUGUUUCAGUUGCAAGUUUGCAGUGGUCCAGUUUGGGAGAUACAUAAGGACAGAACUCUCUCUCAAUGAAAAUAGUGACCAUGUCAGAGCCUUGGAUAAGGUGAAGAACAUAACACAGAUUAAUGCAAUCACCAAGACCGCUUCAGCCCUCUACCAUGUUCUCACAGACGUUUUUGUUCCUCAAAGUGGAUCAGAAGGAAAUGCCAAAAAAAUUAUUAUUUUACUGUCUGAUGGACAAAUGACAGGAGAUCCAAGAAACCUCACAGAUGUUUUGAACAUGCCACAGAUGAAGGGGAUUGACCGCUAUGCUAUUGGACUAGGGCCAGAGGUUCUGAAUAAGGAACAAGCAUUACAAGAGAUGAUUGAGAUAGCUGGAAGUGAAGAGAAGUUCUUCAAGGUUUCUAGUUAUGCUGCCUUGAAAAACAUACUCUCUUCUUUGCAAAUACCUCUGCUUAGAGCUGCAGGAAAAGGAACAUUCUGCGAUUCCUAGGAGUUUUGAUGAUCACCAAGCUGGAUUUUUGGUUCUACCUGGCUUCUUUGGUUAUGUUACUUUUCAAAAGGGUGCAUGGGAGCAAUACUACUGCAUCAGGAUGGAUAAUGAGAGUAAUCAUAUAAACCUAUCUAUAUUAAUGAUUGAUCCUGAACAACAAUAGUGAGCAACAGGACAAAAUUAUAUUCAGUAAUCCAAUGAUCUACUUUUUAAACGUAUUAACAUAUUUCUUUUCUUUAAACUAAUACAAAUAUAAAUAUAAAUGUGGAUUUAUGAUGAUCUUGAAUAGAUGUUAUGACAAAGAAGUAGAACAAAACAUGCUAAUUGCUAACUGGCAAGAGCGUCGGGUCCGUGCUAGAGUAGCGUGCUUUCAUGAGGCUCAACUGUCAUGUAGGAUACCCUCAGUAGACCCUCCUGCAGGUGAAUAUCUUCUCUCAUUUAUUGAAAUACCCACUUCUAUGUCUACAUGAACAUCAUAAAUUAGUUUAUGAAGAGGUUAUCUUGAAUUAAUAGUAAUCAGUUACUAAAUAAUAGGCUACGUGAUCAGACUAACUGAUGUAACAACACUUGAGAUGAUUUUACCACUCGACCUUUUUAAAAAUUGCAUUAUAAAUAAACCAUAUUUUGAUUCUGCACUAGAUGUUUUUUGUCUAAUGUCUUCUGACUGUCCAGUCAAUGUGUUACUAUCGUCAACAUACUGUAGUUAAAUAGGAUUUGUUACACCUGAACAUUUUCAACUGAAUUAAUAAAUAAUAAGAGAAUAUUCCCUCGACAGGUCAUACAAGUUUCAUUUUAUAAUGCAAUUUUUCCAUCCAUCCAUUUUCUAUACCCGCUUUAUUCCUAAUUAGGGUCACGGGGAUCUGCUGGAGCCUAUCCCAGCCCACAGUGGGCGAAAGGCAGGGUUACACCCAGGACAGGUCUCCAGUCCCUCACAGGGCCACACAUAGAGACAGACAACCACACACACUCACACACACUCCUAUGGGCAAUUUAGAAUGAUCAAUCAACCUAAUGUACAAGUUUUUGGACUGUGGGAGGAAACCGGAGUACCCGGAGUAAACCCAUGCAGGUACGGGGAGAACACGCAAACUCUAGACAGAAAGGAGACCCAAUUUUACAAGCAAUGCUUAACAGACACUUCCUAGUCAAUUCAUAAAUUCACUUAACAUAAAUUCACUUAACGUAAAGUCUAAAAUUAAAAUCUUGAAUCCCAUUGUCAAGUAAAGACAGAAGCAGGAUUAUGUUUUAUUAAAAAUCAGAUAAUAAAUUUCACAGGCAAGUCCAGAGAGCAAAGUAACAACAACACAAGGGUAGAACCAGAAAUACAACACUAAAUAUAAACAUCUUGGUCUCAUCACUACAAACCAAUUACAGGUGAACUGACUUAAAUGUCCCAGGUUAGAGAUCCUUGACCCCCAGGAGCCCUCUGGUGACAUUGACCUGCACUGUAAAACACUUCAUAUCUACUUAUGUAUCUGUUUUAACUGGUUCUUGUAAAAUUUAUCCAUUCUUAGUCUUAGAGAAAAGGUCAUUUUCUCCAUAUCAUACAUGUCCU